CGCCCGGGCGGCGGGCGCUCGGCUGCCGGGGCUGUCUGGGAGGCCCCCGAGGACCAGACCUGAGCGAGCGCCGCUUCUCCGCCGCUGCCCCUCGGCACUGAGGCGGGCGGGAUCCCCUGCACCGCCCAGGAGCCACAGCCCUUCAAGGACAUGCUUCCAGGAGUAGCUCGCCAUUCAAAUAAAGAGUAUUGGGAAACGAUUUCCUGCCGUGCCCGCUGAGGGAUGCCAGCGUUUCACAGAAACACGGCUGUCGGGAUAGUCGCAGUGCUGUCACUGCAUCCUGACGGGGCUAACUCAGCUCUGCCACACCAGGUAUGUCCCGUGAAUGAAUAUAUCUGAAUAUGUAUAUUUGCUGUCAUCUUUUCUUUCGUAGUCAAAACUGGGACACUUGAUUAAUCUCUCUAGAAGCGGAUGGUGUACCUUGCAGUUAAUAGGAUCAUUUAAGUUCUGAGGACUGUUGCAUAUUUGAAUCAGUUUGUGAUUUUGAAGAAGAGAUUCAAAUGAACCUGCCACAAGUUUACCAAAAUCGGUGAAACCUGUGAUCCUUCGAAGUUUUGAGAACACUUCUUUUUUUGAGUGGAUCAGCUUUGGAAGGACUAAAAAGCAGAUGGAAAGGUGGUUAUGCCAAUUUAAUGAGAAAUUUUAGUGCAAAUUAUGCCUACAUGCUGUCAUUGAUGCUGUCCUUGUAAUUCAGGGUGAAACUUUAUGGACGUGGCUUCGCACACCUGAAUUUUUUUUCCUCUUUGGAAAAAUCCAGGCAGAGAUAACUAGAGCUGAAGUCUGUUGUGAAUGAUAAAGCUGCACAGGUCGAUUGUGUGCUCAAGAUGUGGACAGAAUGCCUGGGAAAAGGGAGAAAUUUAGCUGUUUAUCAUGGCAGAAUGUGGGAAACAUGACAGCAAAAACACUGUUUUCGUGUAACAUUGCAGCAGCAUUUUUUUCUUUAAUUAUUGCAAAGAAAUGUGAAGCCUAUGAUGUGAUGUUGAAGCAAAGUCUUGUGCCUGAUGGGCAGCCUCUUGCUAUUAAAUGUUCACUGGAAAAGAGCUUGGAAAAUGGAGACUACAACUUAACAUGGUAUAAAGUUGGUAACCAGAAACCUGUGCCUAGAGACAAACUGUCUAGACUUCAUCAGCAGAAGGAUUUAAUUUGGUUUCUUCCUGCAAUGUUAGAAGAUUCUGGAGAUUAUGAAUGUGUCAUAAGGAAUUUGACAAGCUUCACGAAAAUGCGUACAAAAGUAACAGUUUUUGAGAGGAUUGAUGGUUUAUGCUUAAAUGAAAAAUUUGCUGUAAAGGAGGUAAUAUUCACCUCAUCUUCUGCAAAGGCUGUGUGUCCCCACUUGGAUUUUUUCAGGAAAGAGAAGAAUAUUCACCCUGUUCGUUGGUAUAAGGACUGCCAGCUGCUGGAAGGAAAAAGGUUUGUUGUUUUAAACAGUGACCUUAUAAUUUUCAAUGUGACUGUAAAUGAUGGAGGAAACUAUACCUGUGAAACAACAUAUAUCUACAAUGGGAAGCAAUAUAACAUUUCACGAGACAUCAGUCUGAUUGUACAAUUGACCCCACCAAAAAAGCCUCCAGAGAUAACUUACCCAAGAAACAACUCCAUUGAAGUGGAACUCGGCUCACAGGUUACUGUGGAUUGCAAUACAACAGGUGCUGAUGGGUAUGACGUGUACUGGACAGGCAAUGAUAUGAGCAGAAUCUUUGCAAGUUCCUAUGAGGGAGAAACUUCUUAUGAUGGGCGCCCUAUGCAUUCUUUGAAGCUGAUAAUUUCAGAAGUGAGCAGUGAAGAUUAUGAACAGCCUUUUGUAUGUGAAGCUUCAAAUGCCUUUGGGCAAGUUGCAUCCUAUAUUAUAUUAAAACACAGAGUUUCUGACAUACGACGAUGGCUGACUGGAGGGCUUGUCUCUUUGUUAAUUUUAACAUUUAUCACUUUAAUAAUCUACAAAAUUUUCAAGAUUGAUUUGGUGCUUUGGUACCGUAAUUCUAUCUGUGCCCUUACAAGUGAGGAAGAUGGGAAGAUCUAUGAUGCGUAUGUCCUGUACACAGAAAGCAGUGAAGGCAGAAGUAUCUGUUGUCUGGAAACCUUUGUUCAUAGGAUACUCCCAGAUGUUUUAGAAAAACAAUGUGGAUAUAACCUUUUCAUAUUAGGAAGGGAUGAUUUACCAGGAGAAGCUGUGGUCAGUGUUGCUGAUGAAACCCUUAAGCAAAGCAGAAGACUGAUAAUAAUUUUGGGAUCAGAAACAUCUAGGUGCUGCCUGUUAGAAGACACCUCUGAGCAACAACUAGCUAUGUAUAAUGCUCUCAUCCGUGAUGGGAUUCAAGUGAUUCUUAUAGAAAUGGGUGAAAUACAGGACUACACAAACAUGCCAGAAUCAGUCAGAUACAUUAAGCAAAAACAUGGAGCUGUUCAAUGGAAAGGGGACUUCUCAGAGAAAUCUUGUUCAGCAAACACAAGAUUCUGGAAAAAUGUGCGCUAUCAAAUGCCAUCCAGGAAAAAGGUAUCUUAUUCUGAAGUGCAUUUGUUGCCCCUAACUUCGAACAGUCCUGCGGCAAAGGGAAGUUAAGAAACACUUAUAUAAAUCAUAUGAAGAACUUUAUACUACAAAGUAGAUGUUUUCUUUGAGGAGUAGAAACUGUUCAUCCCUUCCAUAAAUUACACCCUAAAAGAAAAAACUCAGUGCAACUUUAUUUCUGUUGCGGGUUUUGGAUAGUGAUGCAAUUUGUUGUGUUUGUCUCUUUCAAAUAUUAUGAGUAAACAUGGUGAUGGUGGAUAGGCUAUUAAGUAGCUAUGGUCCACAUAAAUGCUGUAUGAAGAAAGAGGUGUGAAGUCCAUUUUUAAAAAAUGAAAACUGCAGUUGAUAAAUUAAAAGCCUGUUUGUGUCAUUAG
Messenger RNA from Catharus ustulatus (Swainson's thrush), 2883 nucleotides. RefSeq names its product interleukin-1 receptor type 1-like. Gene Ontology annotation, biological process: regulation of inflammatory response; signal transduction. The record is from RefSeq and is a predicted model, not a curated record. The transcript is spliced from 14 exons. Gene Ontology annotation, molecular function: interleukin-1, type I, activating receptor activity. Bases 836 to 2560 code for a protein of 574 amino acids. Lineage: Eukaryota; Metazoa; Chordata; Aves; Passeriformes; Turdidae.